Pseudocercospora fijiensis CIRAD86 is the source of this 549-nucleotide messenger RNA. RefSeq lists its product as uncharacterized. NCBI's taxonomy places the organism in Eukaryota, Fungi, Ascomycota, Dothideomycetes, Mycosphaerellales, Mycosphaerellaceae. The record is from RefSeq and is a predicted model, not a curated record. The coding region runs from base 1 to 549 and encodes 182 amino acids. The transcript has a single exon.
AUGCAGGAGCCGACCCACGCGGUUCGCUCCGCAUCAUCAACCGGAGGCUACUGGCAGAGAUUCUGGCGAGACAUUUCACCUACCAGCAACACGCAUGCCGUCUGGAUCGAAUACAACGAAGAUUUGUUAGGGAAAGGCUGGUAUCCAUACACAUUGUCCCAGCACGGGAACAAGAUCUACAAGACCAACAUCCCCGAUGCCAAGACGAAGCAGUAUCUAGGACGUAUCACUCCAAGUGGUGAUCGUUACCUGAUACACAACCCCGUGUACAGAGAUGACUUGAGUCGCCAGCCUCUGACCAUAGCCAUGUCUCGAGAAUCCCGCGCUACUGGCGUGCAGCAGGCGUAUCGUAGUAUCGGUGUUCUACGAACCAAUGCGAGCACUGUGAUCGCGCCGGAGACGAGAGACAGGUAUAAGAAUCAUGGGUUUAGCUAUCCGACAGCUGUACAAGUAGAAGGUAGUUUGAUUGUCGCGUACAGUGAGAAUAAGGAGAAUAUUUGGGUCAGUGUAGUGAAGAUACAGGAUCUGCCUGAAGAGUUGUCUACAUAA